This is a messenger RNA of Bubalus bubalis (water buffalo), 1088 nucleotides long. RefSeq names its product NSE1 homolog, SMC5-SMC6 complex component (gene NSMCE1). The transcript has 8 exons. Gene Ontology annotation, cellular component: nucleus; Smc5-Smc6 complex. Gene Ontology annotation, molecular function: ubiquitin-protein transferase activity. NCBI's taxonomy places the organism in Eukaryota, Metazoa, Chordata, Mammalia, Artiodactyla, Bovidae. Bases 11 to 952 code for a protein of 313 amino acids. The record is from RefSeq and is a predicted model, not a curated record. Gene Ontology annotation, biological process: DNA damage tolerance; double-strand break repair via homologous recombination.
GCGUCACCCUAUGGGCGGGCUAGAUCUGCGAUGGCAACCAAUGGGAGCGCCACAUCCGCGUUCGCCCCGCCUAGAAGGAGGGGCCGAACCCUCCUUUCUGCCUUCGUCGUCGUCUGUGUGGACUGUGCUUGGGCGCUGUGUUCCUCCAUCCAUGCAGGGCAACACGAGGAGAACGGGCGUCAUGACUGAUGUCCACCGGCGAUUCCUGCAGCUGCUGAUGACUCACGGCGUGCUGGAAGAGUGCGACGUCAAGCGCUUGCAGAAGCACUGCUAUAAGGUCCAUGACUGUAACGCUACCGUAGAGAAGUUGGAGGACUUCAUCAACACAAUUAACAGUGUCUUGGAGUCCUUGUACAUAGAGAUAAAGAAAGGUGUCACUGAAGAUGACGGGAGACCUAUUUACGCGCUGGUGAAUCUUGCAACGACUUCAGUUUCCAAAAUGGCAUCAGAUUUUGCAGAGAAUGAGCUGGAUCUCUUUAGAAAGGCUUUGGAGCUGAUUAUUGACUCAGACACUGGCUUUGCGUCUUCCACAAAUAUUUUGAACCUGGUUGAUCAGCUUAAAGGCAAGAAGAUGAGGAAGAAGGAAGCUGAGCAUGUGCUGCAGAAGUUCGUACAAAACAAGUGGCUGAUUGAGAAGGAAGGGGAGUUCACCCUGCAUGGCCGGGCCAUCCUGGAGAUGGAUCAGUACAUCCGGGAGACAUACCCCGACGCCGUGAAGGUCUGCAACAUCUGCCGCAGCCUGCUCAUCCAGGGUCAAAGCUGCGAGACGUGUGGAAUCAGGAUGCACUUACCUUGUGUGGCCAAGUACUUCCAGUCCAGCUCGGAGCCACACUGCCCCCACUGUAACGACUACUGGCCCCACGAAGUGCCAGAAGUCUUCGACCCCGAAAAGGAGAGGGAGGCCGGUAUGUCCAGAUCAAACAAAAGGCCCUUGCGGUCCCGGCAGCACUAGCCAGGCUGCCGUCUUCGGGGGAGUGACCACCUGCCCCAUUUGGAAGAGAGGCAUCAGUUUCACGGUUCACGUGGAUCACCUUUUUAUCUUUUACGUUUGCUUGUUAACAGGUUUGGAAUAAACUUGCUCAGCAGCC